This is a messenger RNA of Blastomyces dermatitidis ER-3, 1200 nucleotides long. RefSeq lists its product as uncharacterized. The transcript has a single exon. Bases 424 to 771 code for a protein of 115 amino acids. The record is from RefSeq and is a predicted model, not a curated record. NCBI's taxonomy places the organism in Eukaryota, Fungi, Ascomycota, Eurotiomycetes, Onygenales, Ajellomycetaceae.
CCUCAAUAGGUAAUCUCAAGGUGAUUGGAGAUCCUUUUCAUAAGUCCAACCAAGACUGUGAAGAAGAAGAAUAUCUCAACAUUGAUCACAGGUUAAUUGCUUUGGAGGUGUAGCAGGAGGUUCCGGAUCUUCUGGAGGUGCAAUUAGAGGUUCAAGAGCAGCAAGGAGGUCCAUCUUGAUAGAGAAUAAUAAAUAAUAAUAGCGCGUACGAGAAUGAAGAGAAGAAGAAUCUUCUAUUUGUAUGGGGAUGAUUGAGAACGCGCCCACCCCGGACCGGAUUGAUGGUUAGAAUUCCACUAAAAUAUUAGGGUGGAACUACCGAAAAUUGAGGGUCAUACCAGCGCAAGUUCCCUCCGGAGGUGAGCUCGCAAUUGGCCGGUUUGAAGCCGCAACCGUCGUGGCGCAAGAGCUAGAAAUAGAAUCAUGAGUAUCCUAUGCUGGUCUUUCGUUCCUUGUCUAUUCUUCCCCCAUACGAGAAAGGGUGCUCGAAGUCAACCUAUCUAUCAUCCAUCCGUGUCUGUUCUGUUAAGCCAACUCAUCAGACAACGAUUUGGACCUCCACCAUUUGCCGGAUGUGGUUUGGUCGGUGAUACGCGUCCCCUUCCAGAAGUUCCACUCCAAGAAGCGAGAGGAUACGGAGCUAACGCCCAGAACAACGUCAACCAUUCCAUCUCUUGCGACAACAUCGUGCUGCGAUGGCGGGGGGAACGCUCAUUUUCUGUCUGUGAUCAUGUAAUCUUUCUAGCCUUCGAAGAGCUGCCGGAGCGCUAAGCGCAUGAGCAUACGUAACGUAAUCAACCACCUAACGCUCGUUUACACCUAACGCUCGCACAAAUCUUACCUCAAUCUCCAUGUUCAAACACCCACAACAUGGACCACGAAUCAGCUAUACAAGCAGUGAUUGAUGAUUCGAAUGACUCCUAAUUGCACUACAAGUCUACAACUGCAAAAAAAUAUGGAAUCAGUUAUCAUACAUUGUCACAGUGCUAUAAUAACCUCUAAAUAUCAAGAAAGAAAGCAAUCUCUAUUCACUGUCAAAAUCUUUCAAAUUUGCAAGAAGAACAGCUUCUUUUUCAUAUCAAUUGAUUGACAGAUUGUGAUUUCUCUUGUAUGUCUCAAAUUCUUCAUAAUCUCAUUGUUGAGAUUCUAAAAUUGUCUGUGAGAGUUAACUGAGUGUCAUGAUUCUUGUAAGAGGCCUAC